AGCUGGUCAGCACCGCCCAGAUAGAGGGUUUUGCAAGCAGUGCUGCUUUUCCCGCUGGCGUUAUGAAGACUUCUGUGGGACUGUGCACGUUGCUGCUGCUGUUUUGUGGUGUUGUUGAUUCGCAGAGUACUCAACAAGCAACGACUCAACAAGCAACAACUGCAGCUACAACGACCAAACAAGCAACAGCUGCAGCGACCCAACAAGCAACAGCUGCAGCGACCCAACAAGCAACAGCUGCAGCUGCAACAGGACAAGCAACAGCUGCAGCUGCAACGGGACAAGCAACAGCUGCAGCUGCAACUGCAACGGGACAAGCAACAGCUCCAGCUCCAACUCCAAGGACCAAACAAGCAACAGCUGCAGCGACCCAACAAGCAACAGCUGCAGCUGCAACGACGGGACAAGCAACAGCUGUAGCUGCAACAGGACAAGCAACAGCUGCAGCUGCAACGGGACAAGCAACAGCUGCAGCUCCAACUCCAAGGACCAAACAAGCAACAGCUGCAGCUGCAACGACGGGACAAGCAACAGCUGUAGCUGCAACAGGACAAGCAACAGCUGUAGCUGCAACAGGACAAGCAACAGCUGUAGCUGCAACAGGACAAGCAACAGCUGCAGCUGCAACGGGACAAGCAACAGCUCCAGCUCCAACUCCAAGGACCAAACAAGCAACAGCUGCAGCUGCAACUGCAACGGGACAAGCAACAGCUCCAGCUCCAACUCCAACAACUAAACAAGCAACAACUGCAGCUCCAACAACUGAACAAGCUACCAAUGAAACUCAGAAGCCUCCUACUGCAAGUCAACCAGUUUGUCCUCCAGCUCCAACAACCAAAAGUCCUACUCAAAUGGCUUCAAUGGAGUAUAGCAGAGGAGUUAAUCAUCGUGAGUAUUAUGAGAAUGAAGGUUAUGAUGGAUGGUUUAACAACCUUGCUCAUCCUGAUUGGGGUGGUGCUGAUAUGCAAAUGACGAGACGAGUUGAUCCUGCAUAUGCCGAUGGUGUUUAUCACCCAUCUGGACGCAGUAGACCGAAUCCUUUGUUCAUCAGUGAGAGAGUGAUGGCUGGAGAGACAGGCUUCCCAUCAUAUCAAAACAAAACUGCCCUUAUGACAUUCUUUGGUCAACAAGUGGUUGAGGAGAUUCUUGAUGCUCAAGCAGCUGGUUGUCCACCGGAGUACUUCAACAUUCCUAUACCUAGGUGUAAUAAGCUUUAUGAUCCAGAUUGCGAAGGAGGAAAGGAGCUGCCAUUGAGGAGAGGCCGUUACAACUUUAAUACAGGAUAUGCUCCUAAUGUGCCAAGGGAACAUUUGAAUGAAAUCACACCUUGGUUUGAUGGUGGAUUGAUGUAUGGAGUGACGAAGGCAUGGGCAGAUGCGUUGAGGUCACAUUCAGAUGGCAAGUUGGCGUGUCAUGAUGCUGAGUGUCACUUUCCAGAGACAAAUGAGAUUGGACUGCCUAUGGCUAAUCCACCACCACCAGCUGAUCAUUUCUUGAAACCUGUUCAGAGAUUCUAUAAGUUGGGAAAUCCUCGUGGUGAUGAGAACGCGUUUCUUCUUACAAUGGGAGUGUUUUGGUUUCGUGUUCAUAAUUACUUUGCUGAUUGGGUAAAGAAAACAACAGGAUGGACAUCAGAUGAGAAGAUCUUCAAUCGUGCACGACAGUGGACCAUUGCAGCUCAUCAAAAGAUUGUCUUCUAUGAUUGGCUGCCUGUUUUUCUUAGCCUGUCAUCAGCACCAAUAUAUGGGGGAUAUCAGCGAGCUGUACAUCCAGGUAUAACACACAUCUUUCAGUCUGCUGCUAUGAGGUUUGGCCAUACUCUUGUUCCACCUGGUGUGGUCAGGAGGAGGAAGAACUGUAAAGUUAUUAUGACAACUACAGCAACAUCAUUUAAAGGAGAUAAAGUAGGUGUUCGCACGUGUAAUUCAUAUUGGAAUCCACAGGAUGCGUUUAAAGAAACAGACAUUGAUGAGUUGUUGAUGGGAAUGGCUUCACAGAUCACUGAGCGUGAAGAUAAUAUCAUCACUCCUGACUUGCGAGGGAGUGUGUUUGGACCGCUAGAAUUCUCGCGUCGUGAUUUGAUGGCUGUGAAUAUUCAGAGAGGACGAGAGCAUGGUCUGCCUGACUACAACACAGCUAGGAGAAACUAUGGCUUGAAAACUGUCACAUGCAGGAAGGACAUUAACCCAGAAGCUUAUGAUGUGAAUGGAAUGUAUUAUACAGAUAUGAAGAGUAUCAGAGAUGCCAUUGAUAACUUUGUUGAUAUUCACAGUAACAAGUUAAAUCGAGAACAUUUUCAACAGACAGGCGAGGACAUUGCACCAUGUAAUAUUUUUGGGAUCGGCAGGGAUGGAGAGGAUAAUUCCAGUUUACUGGGAAUUGAUGACACAUUUAACAACAUGGAUAUCUGGCCAGCAGGGCUAUUGGAGACUCAACCAACUGGACCUGGUGAACUGUUUCACACUGUAAUACUUGACCAAUUUGUUCGCAUUCGCAAUGGAGAUCGAUUCUGGUUUGAAAACGGGGAGAAUAAUUUGUUUACUGAUGAAGAAGUAGACAUGAUUCAUAAUAUGACUUUUGCCAAACUUAUUGUAGCAGUGACUGGUAUUGAGGAGCGUGACAUUCAAGAGAAUGUAUUUUUUCACAAAGAUGGUGAUCCAUGUCCAUAUCACUUUCAGAUCAAUGAAACAAUGCUUGAUGAGUGCACACCAAUGAAGACAUUCGAUUAUUUCUCAGGCAGUGAAGGACCAUUUAUUGCAACAUUUGUUUGUCUUGGACUUUGGGUUGUUUUGCUGAUUGUUAUGCUUAUUCUGCUAGCUAAACAUCGAGAGAGGUCUCAAAGAUCACAUCACAUUGUAAAAGCAACAAAUUCAAAGUCAAAAAGAGUUAAGACUGACAUGGUGUCUCAAGAUGUUAAACCUAUUGCUGAAACAACAGAGCUGAUGACAGAAGCUGGAGAGAGGGAAAUCAAUGUCUAUCUUAUGAAUGAUCCAAAACUUGAGUUAGUGGUUACAGACGAAGUAGGUCGGAAGCUCAGAAUGAUUUCUUUAGAAACUGCACGAGGUGUAGAACUGUGGCCAGCUCAUAACGACCCAGACUUAAUUGUUUUAAGAGUAAAUCACGACUAUGAUUUGAUUAUGAGGUUUCAGUCUGAGGCAAGUCGAGCAGCUUUUAUCCAAGACCUACAGGCUGGGUUGCAGGCAACACGUGUACCUGUCAACAUCAUGCAACAAUUCGGAAGAGAAUACAUUCGAAAUCAUGCUAUUACAAAGAAAGUACGCCAGCAAUUGGUUGAGGACUUUCUAAGGGAAGUGUUCGCUCGUGCAGCAGAGCCGUCUCGGUCCGUGAACAUGGCAAGUGGAGCAAGUGGGAGGAGAAAAGUGACCGAACAAGUUUUGAACUUUGAGUUGUCAAAAUCCGAAUUUGCUGAGACGAUGGGCAUGAAGGAGAACACUCUGUUUGUGGAGCAGAUGUUUCGAAUGGCUGAUGUUGAUCAGAGUGGAUACGUUACGUUUCGUGAAUUACUGGAUCUGAUGAUUAUUUUCAACAAAGGAAGUGCCGAGGAGAAGCUGAAACUGAUGUUUGAUUUGUAUGACAUUGACAAUUCCGGUUCUCUGGAGAAAGAAGAGUUUACAAGGAUGACAAAGGCACUACUGGAAAUGGUGAAUACAAGCAUGACUACAGAAAGGGUCAAUGAAAUGAUUACUGGACUGUUCACAGCUCGAGGAUUCCAACAGAAAGAUCACCUGACGUUUCAGGACUUCAAAGUUCUUAUGGAAGGCCAGACCGAAACUCUUCAAACUCUGCAGGGCACAGUGUCUGCGUUGCCUGGUGCUAGUGACACUAAAGUGUCUAAACCAUCUGGUAGUGCAGCUGCAGCUGCCGCAAAUCGCUCUAGGGCAUUUACUGCCACUGUGAAUGAUAGAAGGAUGACAAUUGUAAAGGCUUAUCAAGGAUCUAGUAUUAGAGAAUCUCCACAGCAACAGACUGUUGCUGAUGCAGCUCCAGAAGAGGCCGAUACCAGAAAGCCACAAGAUUUACCUGAGAGUGCAUUUCGAAGAAUUUGGCUUCGGUAUGUGAGGUUUGCAGAGAACUACCGACUUCAGAUCUUUUGGACGUUUAUGUUUCAUCUGGUGACUAUGCUGAUAUUCGUGGAGAGAGCUUACUAUUAUUCUGUUGAACGUGAGUAUGCUGGUCUACGUCGUAUUGCUGGGUAUGGAGUGACAAUCACACGAGGAGCUGCGUCAGCAAUGGCAUUCACUUACUCAGUUCUUUUGGUUCCUAUGUGUCGUAACAUUAUCACUGUUCUCAGGGAGACUCCUCUAAAUCGCUACAUACCGUUCGACUACUUGCAUGGCUUUCACAAACACAUUGCAGUGACUGCAUUGAUAUACACGAUCACACACAUGCUUGGACAUUCCAUCAACUUCUAUCACAUUGCAACACAGAAUGCUGAUGACCUCACUUGUCUCUUCAGAGAUUUCUAUCAUUUCAGUGAUGAGCUACCUAAAUUUACUUUCUGGUGCUACCACACACUUACUGGUGUGACGGCUAUUCUUCUUGUCAUUGUAAUGGCUGCUAUCUAUGUGUUUGCUGUUCCGUAUGCUCGUCGCCAUAUCUUCAUCUGGUUCUGGAACACACAUAAGCUCUACGUCUUUUUCUAUUUCCUGCUUGUUCUUCAUGGAUGCGGACGCCUUGUCCAGGCUCCACUUUUCUACUUUUACUUCCUUGGUCCAGCAUGUCUUUUUGCUGUUGACAAGCUGGUCAGUGCAUCAAGAAACCGAGUGGAGGUUGGAGUAGUGAAGGCUGAAAUCUUGCCUUCCCAAGUGACUGGACUCUAUUUCAAACGUCCGGCUAAUUUCGACUACAAGUCUGGCCAGUGGGUGCGCGUUGCUUGUCUGAAACUGUCCAGUGAAGAGUAUCAUCCUUUCACUUUGUCUUCAGCUCCUCAUGAGGAAACACUUAGUCUUCAUAUUCGAUCUGUUGGUCCUUGGACCAGUAACUUACGACAAGUUUAUGACACUUCACCACCUUACCCAAAGUUGUACUUGGAUGGACCGUUUGGUGAAGGUCAUCAAGACUGGCAUCGUUUCGGUGUUUCUGUAAUGGUUGGUGGAGGCAUAGGAGUUACCCCAUUUGCUUCCAUUCUGAAGGAUGUGGCCAAUCAGAACAAGCAGACAAUUGGUCGUAUGACGUGCAAUAAGCUGUAUUUCAUCUGGGUGACAAGAACACAGAAGCAGUUUGAGUGGUUCACUGAAAUGAUACGCGAGGUGGAAGAUGCUGACGAUAGAAACAUGAUUGAUAUUCAUAUCUUCAUUACACAGUUCUAUCGCAAGUUUGACCUUCGAACAACAAUGCUGUAUGUUUGUGAGCGUCACUUUGAACGUGUUGCUGGCCGUUCUCUCUUUACUGGUCUUCGUUCGGUAACUCACUUUGGGCGUCCUCCGUUUGAGAAGUUCUUCACACGGUUGAAGGAGCAUCACAGCACUGUUCCAAGAAUGGGUGUCUUCUCAUGUGGUCCACCUCCUAUGACGAAAUCGGUAGAAGCUGCUUGCAGUAAAUUGAAUGAGUAUGAUGGGCCAAUAUUCAACCAUCAUUUCGAGAACUUCUAAGUCUUGCUGACUUUAGGACUUUGACUGAUUUUUUCUGUGUGGUUCUGACAUAACAUUUUACUUUUGGUUUGCUGGCAUUAUCAUUAUGAUGUAGCGCAUAUAGUUUGUAGCUUUCGUGUUGUGUGUUUUGCUAACUUGGAACAAGUUCGCUACCUAGCUGUGGUGAUGAUAUUAAAUGUAGAUCGACUACAUGCGGUGUACUGUAUCAAUGAAUUAAAACACUUGAUUCUGGUUGCA
Corticium candelabrum is the source of this 5849-nucleotide messenger RNA. Its product is annotated as dual oxidase 2-like. The transcript has 7 exons. Gene Ontology annotation, molecular function: superoxide-generating NAD(P)H oxidase activity; heme binding; peroxidase activity. The record is from RefSeq and is a predicted model, not a curated record. Gene Ontology annotation, cellular component: NADPH oxidase complex; plasma membrane. Bases 63 to 5612 code for a protein of 1849 amino acids. Lineage: Eukaryota; Metazoa; Porifera; Homoscleromorpha; Homosclerophorida; Plakinidae. Gene Ontology annotation, biological process: defense response; response to oxidative stress; superoxide anion generation.